CGCUAGUCGUUUCUCGUUCAGCAAACACAGUCAGUGGGGCCAGUAACUCUUAGCUCGUUCAGUGCGUUUAGAGGUGCGGUAGUUUGUGGCCGCGGUUUAGUGAUAUGGGAUCGCACGUGUGAUUAACUUAGUGCUUCUGAUUUUACAGUAACAUUUUAACAUGACUUAUGUGAUAUUCAACCAAUUUCAACGAAUUUUCUUACUUUCAAUUUUAGAAAAACUAUUAAGGUAGUUUACCGUGGUUGUGGCAAUAAGACGAACGAACAUUAGCAAACCGAUAAAGUUUAAGUGUCCGACGGAUAAUGUAUUUAUUUCUGUGUUAUAUCUAUGUUUGUGUCGUUUUUGUGAGUUUAUCUGAAGCACAUUACACCCAACAAUGGGCCGUCCACAUCGAAGGUGGGCCCCAGGUAGCUGACGAGGUCGCCCGAGACCAUGGCUUCGAAAAUCAAGGCCAGAUAUUCGAGGACUACUACCUCUUCACUCACAGUGGAGUGUCCAAGCGAUCUCUCAGCAUGAAUACGGAAAAUCGGGCAAGACUAGCAGUCGACACCAGAGUCAGGUGGUCAAAACAACAAACAGCAAAAAAACGAGUUAAGAGAGACUUAAGACUGCAAGACUCAGACCCCAAAUGGCCCAGCAUGUGGUAUCUGAAUAGGGGAAAUGGUUUAGAUAUGAAUGUUAUUCCCGCCUGGCUGGAGGGCAUAACAGGCAAAGGCGCUGUCGUAACGAUUCUAGACGAUGGUCUCGAAAAGGACCAUCCUGAUUUAGUACAAAAUUACGACCCCUUGGCCUCAUACGACGUCAACAGUCACGAUUCUGAUCCUAGUCCAAGAUACGAUAUGAUAGACUCCAACCGGCACGGUACUCGGUGUGCUGGCGAAGUGGCUGCGACUAGUAAUAACUCGGUUUGCGCUUUGGGUGUAGCCCACGGUGCCCAAGUGGGUGGCGUGCGUAUGUUAGAUGGAGAUGUAACCGACGCGGUGGAGGCUCGCUCCCUGAGUCUCAACCCGCAGCACAUCGACAUCUACAGCGCCUCUUGGGGUCCCGACGACGAUGGGAAAACCGUCGACGGGCCCGGGGAACUCGCCACUCGGGCGUUCAUCGAAGGGGUGACCAAGGGCCGUAAUGGGAAAGGUUCGAUUUUUGUGUGGGCGUCGGGGAACGGCGGGAGAGAUCACGAUAAUUGCAACUGUGACGGGUACACGAAUUCGAUCUAUAGUUUGUCGAUAUCGAGUGCAACGGAACAUGGACACGUUCCGUGGUACAGUGAGGCGUGCAGUUCCACCCUAGCCUCGACUUAUAGUAGCGGGGCUGUGGGGGAGCGCCAGGUGGUCACCACAGACUUGCGAUAUUCUUGCACUAGUAGCCACACGGGGACUAGUGCCUCGGCUCCUCUCGCAGCGGGCAUUUGUGCAUUGGCUUUGGAAGCCAAUCCGAACUUAACUUGGAGAGAUAUGCAACAUAUUGUUGUGCGGACGGCAAGACCUGAAAAUCUGAUCGCUGCUGAUUGGCAGACCAAUGGAGUGGGCCGAAAUGUCUCACAUAGCUUUGGGUACGGGCUUAUGGAUGCUUAUGCUAUGGUACAGCUUUCGAGGAAUUGGAUCACAGUGCCUGAACAACACAAAUGUGAAAUUACUGCACCUCACGUCCAAAGGCCUAUUCCUGCCAAAAGCGUAGUCGUUUUACAGUUACAAGUAAAAGAGUGUGAAGGAGUAGAAGUUUUAGAACAUGUCCAAGCUAAAUUAACUAUUUAUUCGCAAAGACGUGGCGACCUGAAUAUUCAGUUGACUUCUCCUAUGGGAACUCGGGUAACACUAUUAGCUCAUAGGGCCCACGAUACUUCCAGAGUUGGAUUCUCUCAUUGGCCUUUUAUGUCAGUACACUCAUGGGGAGAAACUCCUUUCGGAACCUGGCAAUUAGAAAUACAUAACGAUGGACGCCUUCUUGCGAAUGUGACUGCUUGGGAUUUGACUCUGUAUGGGACUGCAACACCUCCAGCUACCGACUUAAAGCAGGAGACGGUUCAUCAGCCUUCUAUUGUUGACGUUUACCCCCAAGAAAUCGAUGACAAUUCGAUUCAAGAUGCGUCUGCUAACUCUCUCAAGUUCGGUGCAGAGGUUAAGAAAGAUACGUCCGGUUGCUUAAAAACUAAUGGCCAGUUAUGUUUAGGUUUGUGUAUUGUUAUAAUUAUGUGCUGCACGUCCUCAUAUAACUGCCAAGACACUCUCUAUGUCCUAUUAAUAUAUACUAUCAAUUCACUAAUUUUCAUUUUCGAUUUGUAUUUAAACAUUCGUAUCAAGUCUUGCCACAUUAAACGUAGCAUCAUUGAAUUUCAUAAUGUAAACAGAUCAUACAAUCUUUACUGUAUACAUUCAACCACAAAUCAAAACAAAGAAAAUUCUGACAACAAUUUUCACAGAGACACACGGAAAAACAAAUGUAAAGUCACACGACAUAUAUUUAAAGAUGUUUUUUUGAAUCGUACGUUUAGAUUUUUUUUAGGAAAAGUAGUAAAUUUAAAGAUUUUUUUGCGAAUAAUAUAUCAUAAUAUUCGUGAAUGGUUACAUAGACUAAAUACGCUUAGAUUAGUAGUACUAUUUUGUGAUAUCUUAACGUUUUAUAUAUUUUUUAAGCUAAAGUGUUCAAUAUUAUACAUGUUACCGUCAUAUUCGGAAGUCUUCAACUGAAUUUCUUUCAACCGUAAUAUAUUUACAUCACUCUUAUCAUAUUAUGCCAAUUUUGUUAUGUUUAUCAAAUAUUUAUUUUUUGUCUAUUGUACAGUUUUAUUGUUUUAUUAACAAUUCUAUAUAUUGUCCAGUGAAAUAAACUAGCUCGAUCACUAUUCACUUUGUACUUAAGCAAAGUUACUUCACCUGUUUUGGUCCACGCAGUAAGGUUGACACUUUUUGUACUUUCCACAUUUUUUAAUGUUCGCCUGUCUGAAAACAUACCAGUAUUUCGCGAGUAAUAUUAAGAUGUAUGUGCCAAAUUUAAAAGUAAGUAGGACGUAGAUGUUACAAAAAGGACAAGGUAAUCGCAGAACUGUUCCGUAUUAUUCGACAUAUAAGUGCAAUUACCUAACAACCUACAAAAGUACCAAUACUUUUAGACAAACGGAAAUACAAUAAAGGUGGUAUAGAUCGAUAUGUUUUACGUUUGGUUUAUUUUUCUACUUUACACGCAAUGGUAAUGUUAGCUGUGAUUAUUUAAUUAUUGUACAUACUUAAAAGACUCAUUUAUAUUUUAUUAUGUUGUUAAUUUUUUAAUAGUAGUUCCUGAAACAAGUUCACCAUUAAUAUUAAGGUACCUAUGUACAUUGAGAAUUUGUCUGAUACUUAAAAUUGUAAGUAAAUUACUUAAUAUGCCUUAAUUUUGUCACGUUGAUUUGACGAAUACUCGACCGAGUAUCAGCUCAAUGAAUGAAUGGGUGUUUGUGUGUAGUAAAUGUCUGUACUUAUCUGUAUUUUUAACUUUAGUCUUAGAUAUUUUGAAAAAUUCUUUAGUCCUCAAGGCCUAGUCUUUAGCCAUUCUGUUGAGAUUUUAUUUAUUUUUACCAAAGACUCCCUCUUUGGCUGACUUUUUUAUGCAUCAUUCUCAACGGACUUGCUAAUAACUAAAAUAUAUUGUUAUAAUACAUGUACAUCACCUGUUUGUAAACUAUAAAAGAAUAAUAAAUUGUGGCUAAAACGAA
Molecule: messenger RNA, 3691 nt
Organism: Tribolium madens (black flour beetle)
Lineage: Eukaryota; Metazoa; Arthropoda; Insecta; Coleoptera; Tenebrionidae
Product: furin-like protease 1
Exons: 9
Coding region: 303-2687 (794 amino acids)
Biological process (GO): peptide hormone processing
Cellular component (GO): trans-Golgi network; Golgi membrane
Molecular function (GO): serine-type endopeptidase activity
Source: RefSeq, a predicted model, not a curated record